UCCUGGCAAUCCAAUGAUGUUCCCAACAACAGCCCUUACCCAGACCAUGCAACGACCGAUGGACAUGGUACCGUUCAAAGCGCUCUCGGAACUCUCGAAUCGCAUCAUACAAAGUACCCGGCGGGAGACAUUGAUGCCCAAACUUUUUUACUUCCGACAAUGCGACCUGGACAACGUUUUAUAUGGCUACGCCAAGCAGCCGGGGAAUGUACGCGUGUGUACGCACGCCAUCAGCGGACUCAACGUCGGUGAAAUAACGCACGGAAUAGACCGGAUCCUGUCUCAGAACGAGCCCGACCAUUCUCCGUUCAUUCCUUCCCCAAUGAAAUACUCCCGCUCCGACCCAGCGCCGAGCGGUCUUCCGCAAGAAUUCUGUGUGUGUCCGACGACAUUCGCUGGCAUGGUGCAUUACGGCGUUUUCUGUCGCAAGCAGACCAUCCCCAAAGGCACACGCUAUGGUCCUUUCAAAGGCAAAGUGGUGAACACAAGCGAGAUUAAGUCCUUCGACGACAAUAGCUUCAUGUGGGAGAUAUUUAAAGACGGCAAGCUGAGCCAUUUCGUAGACGGUCGGGGAUCAACUGGCAACUGGAUGUCCUACGUGAACUGUGCGCGGCACGUCGGCGAACAAAACUUGGUGGUUGUGCAGGAGGGAAAUCAAAUAUUUUACGAGGUGUGCCGAGACGUUCCUCCGGGAACGGAAGUGCUGGUGUGGUACGGGGACAGUUACUUGCAGUUCAUGGGCAUACCCGUCACCAUGACGUCGACUGAGGAUGAGGUAAAGGACAAAGACGCAGACAUCAAUAACGUAUCCAGCGGCGAGGGAUUUCAGUGCGAAAGGUGCGGCAAGGUAUUCGCCUACCGUUACUAUAGGGACAAGCAUCUGAAGUAUACACGCUGUGUCGACCAGGGCGACCGGAAGUUCCCAUGUCAUCUUUGUUCUAGAUCAUUUGAGAAGCGAGAUCGCUUGCGGAUUCAUAUUUUGCACGUUCACGAGAAGCAUCGUCCCCACACAUGCGGGGUAUGCGCCAAGAGUUUCAGUCAGUCUUCGAGUCUGAACAAACACAUGAGGGUUCACAGUGGAGAAAGACCCUACAAAUGCGUCUACUGUAACAAGGCGUUUACGGCAUCAAGUAUUCUGAGGACUCACAUCAGGCAACAUUCCGGCGAGCGACCCUUUAAGUGCAAAUUUUGCGGGAAGGCUUUCGCGUCGCACGCUGCCCACGACAGUCACGUGAGACGGACGCAUGCGCAAGAGAAGAUCAACACUUGCAAAGAAUGCCACCAACAGUUCACGCACGCCAUUGAACUGCAAAUGCACAUGCAUGUCCAUGUGAGAUCCUGA
This is a messenger RNA of Dreissena polymorpha, 1342 nucleotides long. Its product is annotated as PR domain zinc finger protein 14-like. The transcript is spliced from 9 exons. Bases 14 to 1342 code for a protein of 442 amino acids. Gene Ontology annotation, biological process: regulation of transcription by RNA polymerase II. Gene Ontology annotation, molecular function: protein binding; RNA polymerase II transcription regulatory region sequence-specific DNA binding. Lineage: Eukaryota; Metazoa; Mollusca; Bivalvia; Myida; Dreissenidae. The record is from RefSeq and is a predicted model, not a curated record. Gene Ontology annotation, cellular component: nucleus.